Punica granatum (pomegranate) is the source of this 1384-nucleotide messenger RNA. The record is from RefSeq and is a predicted model, not a curated record. NCBI's taxonomy places the organism in Eukaryota, Viridiplantae, Streptophyta, Magnoliopsida, Myrtales, Lythraceae.
AUUUGUUUUUUUUUUUUAUAAAAAAAAAUUUGGGGUUGAAUCGAAGAUUUUGAAAUCUUCAAACUGCCGUCUAGUAGUUAGUUAGCUCAGUUGGUACAGAGGAAGGAGAGCUCGGAAACGCGGCGGUUUUGGUGGCGGAGGGAAUGGCGAUGGCCGGCGACACAACGUGGGUCGGGAAGAAGCCGCUGAGGCGAAUCGGAGGGAUGUCCGACGCUCUCUCCAUAGCAUCCGAUCUCGGCUUCUCCGUCGCCCCUACCCCUUCCCAGGAAGAUCUUCAAAAUUUAUCGACAAGCAGCGGGGAGAAGGGUGAUGACUUGAUAAGAGUUCUCAGAGAGCUUACUGCUGUGCAAAGAAAGAUUGCAGAUCUGCAGGUGGAACUGCAAGGUCGAAAGGAUGAUAAGAAUGUUGCGCAUUUAACUCAUGUGAGUGAAAUGCAAAAGAAGAUUGAGACUCUGGCAAAAAUAACAACCAUAUUGAAAGAUGUUAUUCAGAAUAAGGAUAGAAUUAUAGCUCGGCUUCAGCAACCGUAUUCCUUGGACUGCAUUCCAGUGGAAGCAGAAUAUCAAAAACAAUUUUCUGAAUUACUGAUGAAGGCUGCUAGUGAUUAUGGCGCCUUGACAGCCUCAGUUUCUGACUUUCAAUGGAGCCAAAACUUCAAGGAGCCUCCUUCAGUUUGGGGGGAAAUGCUCCGUCCCAUUCCCGUCGCUUUAGCUUCCUGCACCCGAUUCUUUGAAGCCAUGUCAGCUAUGAGAGAAUCCUUCGCAACCCUGCAAAAGCUGAGAGUGGGCCACUUGUCUCCCUCCGUUCCAGCAACACCCAACUCGGAACCUCCCGAGAAGUCAAUAGGGGAUUCUUCUGACUGUGUAACUCCGCCAGCAUGGAGGAAUGAGUCAAGUUUCGACGACCUAGCCUUGAGGAGCCACAGAGGGCAAGAAACAGGACGGACCGGAAGUGAGGAUGGGAACAGCGAGGUGAGCGAGGGGAAUCAGGUAGAUGGGACGAGCCACAGGCGGCUCUCUUGGCCUCCAGUAAAGAAGGUCGGGAUUUAGUUGAAAAGGUCAGUGCACUUCAUUUGCUCGUAAGCACUUGUCUGAAACUACCCUUGUGCAGUUUGUAGUAUAUAAUGUCUUGAGCAUCAUAAUUUAAAUGACCAUCUGAAUUACACAUGCCUGGAUGUUGGGCUUGUGUCUCUUUGUGUGUGUGUAAUUCUCGUCCCAUGUUUGUUGAAUUACACAUGGCUCUGUUCCGUGUUAGAUUGAGGACAUGCUGGUGAAUUCGAUAAAGGUUCUGCAUAAAUGUAAGCAACCACUCAUUGGCAUGUGCUGUAAUUGCACCGAUCGACGUGCCUAGGGAAAACAGAAAGAGAGCACUCGUUUCAUAGGAA